Messenger RNA from Hordeum vulgare subsp. vulgare (domesticated barley), 2078 nucleotides. RefSeq names its product plant cysteine oxidase 5-like. The transcript is spliced from 6 exons. Gene Ontology annotation, molecular function: oxidoreductase activity, acting on single donors with incorporation of molecular oxygen, incorporation of two atoms of oxygen. The record is from RefSeq and is a predicted model, not a curated record. NCBI's taxonomy places the organism in Eukaryota, Viridiplantae, Streptophyta, Magnoliopsida, Poales, Poaceae. Bases 758 to 1636 code for a protein of 292 amino acids.
UCAAGAUCUGAUUCGGUGUUGUCCUGGUGAUUUUCCCUUCCCAAAUCCUUCAAGCUAGGUGACCCAUCCAUUCGAAAAUAAUAUGCCGCGGCAGUUAGCCCGUGUAUUGACCUGGUUUCAGGUUCUUGUAUUGGUAGCCUUAAUUUUUUUUGCAUAUCAUGUUUAUGGUACUUUAUUGCUCGCUACCAUCUGUGGACAUCAAAUCUGCCUGUAGUGUUUAUUGUAUUGUAUGGCGUGUCAUGUUAAAGUUGCAUUUUCCUGUUUCGAUCAAAAUCUGCCUGUAGUGCUUAUUGAAUUACAUUGUGUGUCAUGUUGAUGUUUUCCUUGCUCCAGUUUUGCAUUUAGAUGGACAAUAAGACAAAUAUGCUAAUUUAUGGGGCAGUUGCAUAUACGCUGUGACAGAUGCUUUACUAGAUGAGAAGGAUGGGAUGGAGUACCUAGACAAUAAAUAACAAAGAAUGAUAUAACUUGUGUGAACAUGCUUAGGCUUGGUAGAGCCCCUCUCUGACGAUUUUAUAAACUUGGGAAUUGCUUGAGGACACGAUACAUUUGUGUGUUGAGCAGCUAGUAGCUAUAUAUAUUUUUAAAUUAGGCACAACCUUAGGAAUAGGUUAAUGGUCACAAAUUUGAUAGGUCCACUGAAGUCGUUAACAGUUAUUUCAAUAAGUCUUCCGUGCUAUUGGCAUGCUAUGAGAUGAUUUUAUUACGAAUCCUUCAUUGGAGACCCCAACCAAAGUAGAAGGGUGCCACAGGUGGGAUGCAUACUCAAGGUGGGAAGACUGCUCCAUUAUCACAACCCUGUGGAUCAGUUGACACUAGUCUUUGGGUUGCAAAAUCUGGACAGUGCCUUCUGAAGUUUGACAGUCAUUAUCUUGUCAACAGUACAUUGCCCUGCAAGAUGCCAAAAAUAAAGAACCUGUCUGAUGCAUGUAAAGUAUCAUUUUCUCCAGAUGGACCCAUAUCUGAAGAAACACUCGAGAGAGUUCGUGCACUGUUAGAUGAGAUCAGACCUUUAGAUCUUGGCCUAGAUAACGAAGCACAAAUUGCACGUAAUUGGAAUAGUUCUACGCGUCAACAGAAUGGGAGGCGCGGACGCGGCGGGCCUAACCAGUACGCGCCCUCAAUCAAAUAUCUCCACAUUCAUGAAUGCGAAAGUUUCUCUAUGGGUAUAUUUUGUAUGCCACCGUCAUCAGUUAUUCCACUUCACAAUCAUCCAGGAAUGACUGUGCUGAGCAAGCUUCUUUAUGGCAAGCUGCACGCCGAAUCAUAUGAUUGGAUCGAUGUAGCUGAUCCAACUGACCCGUUAAAGCCAAGACCAGCAAGGUGUGUAAGAGACCGUGAAAUGACUGCGCCCGAGACAACCAUUCUUUAUCCUGAUAGAGGUGGUAACAUCCACACUUUCAGAGCCAUCACACCUUGUGCACUCUUUGACGUCCUUUCUCCACCUUAUUCCGCUGAGAAUGGGAGAGACUGUUCAUACUUCCGGAAGUCACCAGUGAAGGAGCCAUCUGUUGUUUUGCCGAGUGAAAUAGAUAGCUCUGAGGUAGUCUGGUUGGAGGAAUUGGAGGACCAUCAGCCUCCAGAGGGCUUUGUUGUUGCUAGAGGUUUGUACAAAGGCCCUGUGAUAAGGAGAUAGUUAGGUUUUGAUACCACUUUUGCCAAUGGAUUGAGGACCCAGAGGGCGCCUCGUAUCAGUUGUAUGUGGCUUAGUAGAGCAAGUAUCAUCCAGGCAACCCGCAAGCAGCCUGUGGUUUACAUUGUACACACACCACCUGUUGUGGGUGAAUGAAGAAACGAUUGAGACCAUUUUCAUUGUUCCUGCUCGGUACUGGAGCAAUGCUGCUGGUCUGUGAUGUACCCACGUGGCUCUUUUAUCAGAUGAAGGCCUUGGAGUAUAUACUUCUUUUGAGAUUGGAGAGUUCUUGCCAUGCUGUAUUAGGUAGAACAAGUGGCAUGGGCUUCUCACCUAAUGAUUGUUUCAGAAAAAUUGAUUUGGUGUGGUGAACUGAUUAUUCGGUGUCAUUAUGUAAACAAUCGCAUAAACAUUCUUUGGGAUAAAACUUUCGUCUUCGCAAAAA